Messenger RNA from Iphiclides podalirius (scarce swallowtail), 612 nucleotides. NCBI's taxonomy places the organism in Eukaryota, Metazoa, Arthropoda, Insecta, Lepidoptera, Papilionidae. The record is from the annotation of a GenBank genome assembly.
AUGAGCAGAUGCGAUUUUAAAAUUGUUCUAUUAGGCAGCGAACAUGUUGGGAAAACGAGUCUCGUAUUACGUUUUGUUAGUUGCAAUUUCAAUUCGGGCACACCUUAUCAAAACACAAUUGGUGCCGCAUUCUGUGCCAAAACAAUGCACUCUGGUGGGAAGGACUUCAAUGUGGGGAUCUGGGAUACGGCAGGCAGUGAGAGAUAUGAGGCAAUGACCAAAAUGUACUACAGAGGAGCCCAUGCAGCCAUAAUAUGCUACGAACCAUCCAGCCUCGAUACCUGGACGAGACUAAGGCAUUGGCUCCAUGAAUUGAGGACCGUAGAAGAGGAAUGCAAGGUGUACCUUUGCGCUACCAAGAAGGAUCUACUAGACUCUGGAACUGUCGUCCGAGAGGUCCCCGAAGACAUAGUGGCCACAUACUCCCAAGGGCUGUGUGGGCACUUCAUGACUUCUAGCAGAACUGGAGAGAAUGUUGAGGAGCUAUUCCAGAGGAUCGUGGACGACUGCGCAGCGGACGUCGCCUUCAUGAGGGGCGUAGAGGAGACCCGGGUUCAGCUCGCGAAGGAGGAGGCUGCGUACAAAGCGAAGAGCAGAGACUACUGUUUCUGC